AUGCUGGAAUCGACCAUUAAGGAGUGGGUUUCCGCGGUGCAGAAAGAUCCGUCGAUUCCCGAGGCAGCGCACAGCCUAGCGUUGUCGGAUUGUGAGAAGUUGGAAUCGGGUUCCAACAUCGGCCACACUGGAUACUUGCGUCUUCGCACUGUCUGGUAUUGUUACAACACGGGUCCACGGAUGCUCGCCACCUUGAUCACCGGCAACGAGCGGACGGAAUACCAAGGAUAUGUUCACCCCGCGCUUCACUCGGAGGCGGAACGCCUCGUGAAGCAGGCUUCCUCGGGUAUGCACAGCAGGCUUGGUUAUUACCUAGACGAGAUGCAUCGAUCCUCGGGGGAUGCGAGGUACCUGUAUCCCGAGACCGAAUGCGGGUUCUUUUCCGCGGUGCGAUACUGGCAAGCUAUGACGGCCACCCACGUGAAAACAGACAGAUCAGUCGUGUCUAAAAUCUCAAUCUCCCCCGGCUCCGCCUCGAACAACCAGACUGUAGUAACGCCACCGCGCAAUGACACCCAUCGCAACGCCCAAAACUCAGCCUCUGUGGACGAAACCUACGUCAACACCGCUCUUCUCUUGCUCUUACAGGGUGUGUGCCAAGAGUUCAAGCAGCCGUUGCGCCCGCUGCAUUGGGUCCCCCCACGCAUGGCGUUGCAUGUCAAAGUGCCGGGUUCAGCUGGGAAGAAGAAGGAGUUGUUGGAGGCGCGGGUCGACGGAUACCUUUGCGGGCUGGUCGAGGUACCGGGCACUAAAUCCAGGUUCACCAAUCCCAAGGCGAUUUGUGAGGCAAAGGCGGCGGUGAGGAAGUCGCACAGGACCGAAAUCGAACGGCAGGAGUCCGCGGAGAUGGCGGCUUGGAUAUCUAGCGAUCGUGGGGCAGGAGAACUGCUUCAAACCUCGGCUAGCGGUAGAAGAAGACGUCUCAUGGUCUCACAGGACCGUGACGAGAUUUACAUCAUCAUUGGCGAGUACGGCGAGGAGUACGAGCGCUACAUCCAGGGUCUCGAACCCAAGCAUGUUAUUCCACCCAUCAAUACCCAGAAUGCCGACCCGGCCGACCGCAGCGCCGCAUUUCAAGACAGUCUCGGCUCGCCCACAUUUCUGCUCCGGCUCAAGGGCCAACAUGGUCUAAAGAAGAAUGUGAUUGAGGGCUGGGGAGCUGAGGAGUUAGGGGCCGUGAACUCUGAGCCUCAGACGGACGUCAGGCGCUCGGACCGGAUCGUAGGUGGUAAAUCUGACCCCGAGUAUUUCUCGGCCGACCGUUGUCUCAUCAUGCACCGCUUUGGCCCUUGGGAGACAUCCGAUCCUGAACAUAUGAAGGACCUCGUCACCCAACUGUUGGCCCUGAUGCUCCAGUUGAAU
This is a messenger RNA of Dichotomopilus funicola, 1362 nucleotides long. RefSeq lists its product as uncharacterized. The annotation marks the transcript as partial. The record is from RefSeq and is a predicted model, not a curated record. The transcript has 2 exons. NCBI's taxonomy places the organism in Eukaryota, Fungi, Ascomycota, Sordariomycetes, Sordariales, Chaetomiaceae.